UCCUCCGGUUACCAUUAAUAUUGCUGGAACAUGCAAAUUCAGUUCUCCAGCGGCCCCGCCUUUGCGUCUACCCCGCCAUGAGUUCAUCUCUCGAGGCCAAGAUCGUCAUCUUGGGCUCACAAGGCGUUGGCAAAACGUCUUUGGUCCAGCGCUAUGUGAAGAACGCUUUCCAUCCUGUGGGAACCGCGUCCACCGUCGGCGCAUCCUUCGUCACCAAGCGUGUCCUCGACAGUUCCUCGGAUACCAUUGUCCGUCUGCAAAUUUGGGACACGGCUGGACAAGAGCGGUUUCGCAGUAUCUCUAAGUUGUACUACCGUGGCGCUAACGCCUGCCUCCUGUGUUACGACAUUACGGACGAACAAAGCUUCCAGGAAAUGACGGGAUGGUUACUGGAAUUGAAGAAGAACUUGGGUGAUGAGGACCCGGUUGUAAUCCAUGUCGUCGGAACGAAAUCAGAUAUUGUAGCAUUGGAUCCAUCCCGUCGUCGAGUCCCCUUUGAACGUACCAUUGCCUACGUCGCCGAGCAGCUGUAUCCGUCUCAGGCGUCCACUCCCCCGCCCACGGCUGGCGUCAGCCAUUCGUCUAGCACCACGCUCCAAGGUCUCGACAGCAAGCGCAGUAGCGGGUUUUGGGGACAAGAUAUCGGAUGGGACUGCUGUCAUGAAAUCAGCGCCAAGGACGGUGAGGGCAUCGAGGAGGUUUUCCAGGUCAUCACGCGCAAGCUGGUGGAGCAGCGUAAUAAACAACUUGGCAUUACCUCAUCACAGGGGUCUACAUCAGGCCUGGACGGCGUUACAUCGCCGGUGGGGCCAGGGACUCUCGAAGGCAAUGGUAGUUUUAGGCUGGGACAUGGUGACAAGCGUCGAAGCUGGCUUGGAUUCCCACCUAGUAGUGUCGGAGAGGAGCUCGAUGAGAGAAUUGAAAUCACCAAGAAGAAGGGAAAAUGUUGCUGA
Molecule: messenger RNA, 953 nt
Organism: Aspergillus nomiae NRRL 13137
Lineage: Eukaryota; Fungi; Ascomycota; Eurotiomycetes; Eurotiales; Aspergillaceae
Product: Rab family GTPase
Exons: 2
Biological process (GO): intracellular protein transport
Cellular component (GO): endomembrane system
Molecular function (GO): GTP binding; GTPase activity
Source: RefSeq, a predicted model, not a curated record